AUGCGAGGUUAUAAGAUAGUUAUUUCGGAUCCCGAAUUGGACCUUUCUCUUUUUGUGCUGGCUUCUGAUUGGCUGCGAAGCACUUUAACCUCUUCCGGUUCGAGUUUUUCGACGGCUUGGAUUGAAGAUGCGUUUGUGAGUCGAUUCUCUGGUAUGCGUCCAGUUGAGAUUGAGCUGAUGAUUUCUUCUGAGAUUACUCGCCUAUGCAAAAUCGGUAAGUUGCAAACAGCUCAACGUCUUCAUAUGCUGUCAUCUAAGCUGCCUUCUGAGAUCAAACUACCAGGAACUAUAAGCCGCCAACUUGAAAUUGCCUAUAUGAUCACGCCUUCCUCAUUUUACCGCAUCCCAACUGAUCUACUUGCUGGAGUUCGUGAAUCUUCAAAUCUUCAUAUCAAAAAUAUUAAGCGUAGGCUUAACGAAUUAUGCCUUACAAAUGAGCUUCCUGGUGACUCAGAAUAUCGGGCAGUAGCCCGCGUGAUCGACGAUGCGACUGGAGCGCUCUUUAGAGAUCAGCGGAUGUCACAGGAGCUACGUAUGUAUAUUUUAUCCAUUCUCUUACUCAAUUCUUACUAUCUUACUCCUUUCUACUUUUUUGAUUUCCUUUCUGCCUCGAUUUUGCGCAUAUGA
Protopolystoma xenopodis is the source of this 627-nucleotide messenger RNA. Lineage: Eukaryota; Metazoa; Platyhelminthes; Monogenea; Polystomatidea; Polystomatidae. The record is from the annotation of a GenBank genome assembly.